Molecule: messenger RNA, 1860 nt
Organism: Aspergillus neoniger CBS 115656
Lineage: Eukaryota; Fungi; Ascomycota; Eurotiomycetes; Eurotiales; Aspergillaceae
Product: MDR family MFS transporter
Exons: 6
Coding region: 58-1761 (567 amino acids)
Biological process (GO): transmembrane transport
Molecular function (GO): transmembrane transporter activity
Source: RefSeq, a predicted model, not a curated record
GCUACCCAUAGCUGAAGAUGUUUUUCUUCUCAGUAUCGAAAUCAGGCUUCCUACAUCAUGGAGAGCGCAAAACAUAGUGAAGCGACGUUACAGGCGCAAUCUGUCGCCAUAGACGACAAGAGUCUACGUGAAGAUGUACACACCCCACCAGCAGAAGCGCCAGUUCCAAAAUCCGAUGAAAAGCCCGACGAGCACAAGUGGCUCACAGGCCUCCCUCUUCUGAUGGUCAUGACUGCAGUCACGCUGGUGGUGUUUUUGAUGUUAUUAGAUGUGUCUAUUGUGUCUACGGCUAUUCCUCAUAUCACGAACCAAUUCCAUUCGCUUGAUGAUGUCGCCUGGUACGGUAGCGCAUACACAAUUGCGAGCGCAUCGCUACAGCCUCUUACUGGCAAAUUCUACGGCAACUUCGUUCAAAAAUGGACCUUCCUCGGCUUCUUCUCGGUUUUCGAACUCGGCUCUCUCAUCUGCGGUGUCGCUACCUCAUCCAAGAUGCUUAUCGUUGGAAGAGCUGUGGCCGGCAUGGGGUCUUCGGGCAUGGUAAACGGCGCGCUUAAUAUCUUGGCUAGCAUCUUACCUAUGCAUAAGCGACCGAUGUUCAUGGGAUUCAUGAUGGGAUUUUCUCAGCUGGGACUAGUAUGUGGUCCGCUUAUCGGUGGCGCAUUCACCUCAUAUUCGACAUGGCGUUGGUGCUUCUACAUUAAUCUUCCGAUUGGUGCCCUGGUCGGCAUCCUUCUGAUCUUCACUAACAUUCCGGAACAACAUGCAAAACCCAGAGCUGCGGAAGUCUUCCGGUCGGUGAUUCUUAAGAAAUUCGACCUCUUCGGAUUUGUCCUGUUCGCACCCGCCGCUAUUGAGCUGCUGUUGGCUCUCCAAUGGGGCGGCAGUCGGUAUCCCUGGAAGAGUUCGACCAUCAUCGGUCUGUUUUGCGGGUCCGCUGCGACGUUCGUCGUCUUCGGUCUCUGGGAGCGGCGCAUGGGUAAUGAUGCUAUGAUUCCGGGGCAGUUAGUAAAACAGCGCAUAGUUUGGAGCAGUUGCAUGACCAUGUCGAUGAUGUUCGGAAUGACCAUGGUUAUGGCGUACUACCUACCCAUCUACUUCCAGUCCGUGAGAGGCGAAUCCGCCCUCAUGAGCGGUGUCGACUUGCUGCCGAAUAUUCUAUGCCAGCUGGUUAUGGCAGUGCUCUCGGGUAUCCUUACUGGCAGAUUAGGAUACUAUCUCCCAUGGGCCAUCUUUGGCUCCAUCAUGACCUCCAUCGGCACUGGUCUCCUGUCAAUGCUCUCCCCCACCACCUCGACACGAGAUUGGGCCGGCUUCCAGGCCAUAGUAGGUCUUGGACGUGGCGCUGCCACUCAAGUACCCAUGGUCGCCAUCCAAAACGCCGUAACCCCCGCUCAGAUCUCCCCCGCAAUGGCCAUCCUCACAUUCAGUCAAACCUUCGGCGGCUCUAUCUUCCUCGCCGUCGCCGAGGUCCUUCUCACCGCAGGCCUGAGAAAGAAGAUCCCCGAGUACGCACCGAGCGUCAACCCCGAGACUGUCAUCUCAGCGGGCGCUACUGGAUUCCGGGAUGUCGUUCCAGCCAAGGAUCUUCUCUCGGUGCUAGUUGCGUAUUCGAAGGCGAUUGACGAGGUAUUCUAUCUGUGUGCGGCGCUUUGUGUGGUUCAAUUCUUCUUUGUGUGGGGCAUGGGGUGGAAGAAUGUCAAACAGGGGAAGCAGGAGCAGGAGAAGAAGAAGUCGGGUGGGGAGGGUAAGGAAGUGGUUUAAUUGCACUUUUGUUUUCUGUGGAAUGGGUUGGGUUCCAUUGCAUGGUUUUGCGGUGUUGCGUUGGAAUAUUAUAGAGUCAUAGUUGACUUGAUUAGCGAC